Molecule: messenger RNA, 1065 nt
Organism: Suncus etruscus (white-toothed pygmy shrew)
Lineage: Eukaryota; Metazoa; Chordata; Mammalia; Eulipotyphla; Soricidae
Gene: CCDC78
Product: coiled-coil domain containing 78
Exons: 11
Coding region: 1-1065 (354 amino acids)
Cellular component (GO): cytoplasm
Source: RefSeq, a predicted model, not a curated record
AUGGACAGUACAAGGGCCCCAGCUCCUGUGCAGGCCGAGGACAGGCUGCCAGGAGAGCUGGGGCGGGCGCCUGCUUGGGUCACCGGCCUGGAAAUGGAGCUUCCCUCGGUUCUGGCACUGCAUGAGAAGCAGCAGCUGCAGAUCUCCAAGGAACUGGUAGACCAGCAGAUCUCAGCCAACUCCCUACGGAAACAGCAGGAAGCGGAGAUGUUUGAGCUCAGGAGUGAGGUCCUGCAGCUGGAGAGCCGGGUGCUGGAGUUGGAGCGCCCCAGGAAGCACAGCAGCCUGGCAGAGGUGCAGCUAGGGGGCCCCCACAGGAAGGAACACCAUGAAGAAGACAAAGACCAGGAAGUGUGGCAAGCGCGAACGCAAGCACUGGAAAGACAAGUGGCAGUGCUGGGCAAACAGCUGCAGGGGGCCCACGAGGCGGCCAGGGUAGCAGGGCAGCGCCUGGCUGCACAAGCUGUGGUGCUGUCAACCUACCAGGUCCAGCUCCAGCAGGCCGAGGCUGAGAACAGCCGGCUGCAGCUACAAGUGAAACUGCUCCACGAGGAGUGCGCCUUUUGCCUGCAACGCUGCGCCCGCAGGGCUGCUGAGCUUUCAGGGGGCACAGGCCAGCCACCUGAAGUUGCUGCACUGCGGGCCUUCCUGGAGGGAAGCUUGGAAGACAUCAGAGCGGCUCACCGAGGCCGGGAGCAGCAGCUGGCUCGGGCUGCCCGGGCCUACCGCAAGCGCCUGACGGACUUGAACCACAGACACCAGGAGCUGCUAGCUGUGCACAGGGGCCUGGAUACGGUGUCUUGGGCCUACAUCAACCAGAGGCUCCGGGAUUUCUCUCAGGGCAUGCAGGCAGAGCUGGAACGUGAGCGUGCACAGCUGCUGGUCAGGGCUGCCACGGCUGAGGAGCAACUCACAGAGCUCCAGGAAUACGUGGACCAACACCUGGGCAGAUACAGGCUGGAGAUCCUGCGACUCAAGGCCCUGGUGGGCACGAGGGACCCUGGGGAACAGGAAGUUUCACUCCCAGGGAAGCCCCAGCGCCUGAAGACCCACAGCCACAAAUGA